Messenger RNA from Malaya genurostris, 15842 nucleotides. RefSeq names its product whirlin (gene dysc). Gene Ontology annotation, molecular function: protein binding. Gene Ontology annotation, cellular component: cilium; stereocilium tip; plasma membrane. The transcript is spliced from 18 exons. Bases 2151 to 5030 code for a protein of 959 amino acids. The record is from RefSeq and is a predicted model, not a curated record. NCBI's taxonomy places the organism in Eukaryota, Metazoa, Arthropoda, Insecta, Diptera, Culicidae.
UGUUCGACAGUAAGGACAUCCACACAGGAGUGAAGAUUGCUGAAAACUUAAAGUUUUUUCCCAAGCGUUGUGUUUUUUUGAUCUGACCAAAGGUUACGGGUCAAAAUGGUUGAGAAUUUCGGUACAAGUUUAAUGGAGGCUCCAGGUUAGUGAAAUUCGGGGUGAACUAUACCCAACAGCCAAAUCAGAUAUGAACUGUGCCAAGGACCGCUCCCAUAAAUCAUAAACUAAUCAUCUCGGCAGAGAGCAAUCGGGAAGAAGAAUGAUUACGGCGAAAACGAAUACUGAUUGUGCAAUAUCGAGUUAUUGUGAUAGAAAACCAAUCAGUAAAAAAAUUAAUAAAGAAACGUGGUAGCUUCAUUCCGAACGAUUAAAAAAAAGCCAGAACAUGAUGAGUUUUCCAUAAAAUUCGUACAGUACGGAUGGUGCAGUAGUCGAUUGAUUUUUUUUUGUUCGAACUUACCAGUGGUCCACCAGCGAGUGCUGAUGGCAGAAAGUGGUACGAAAGUGUUAAGUCAUCGGUCCUGUCCUAAGUGCAGUGGGGGAAACGACCAGUGAAUGAGAAAUGCGAGAAGCUUGAAGAUUGAAAUAAAAUGGCUUGUGACUGGGUAAUGGGAUUUUCGCGGAUGGAACAUAUGCAAGUUGGCAUCCAAAACUUGGCCGAGGUGUGAAACAAUUGGACCGUGGAUUGCGGGCGGCGAUCUGGUGACAGUAAGGACAUUAAGAAAGCAGGCAAAGAGAGGAAGCAGAACUGAAAGAAACGUUUAAAAGCGACUGAACGAGAAGGCAAAGGUCAUACGCACUUGGAAUAGAAUCGCGAAAGCUUGAUACGAAGACGACGAGGACGAAAUCGAAGCUAGAAAUAUCGAAUCUCUUAGUGAAUGUGUUCUGGAGGACUGAUCUAAUCGCGGAAUACUGGUGCAAAUAUUAUUACAACUACUUAACGUGCUUAAAUAGAAUUUACAAUUAGUAUCUGCUUUGAGUGUUCGAAACUAGUUGUUAUCGCUUAUCAAUGAUGAAACUAAUCUAAUGGCAAGUAAAUUUCUGUGAGUUACUGAGGAAAUCGACAUAAUACAAAAUAAUAUUCUAUGGCCGAGUCAAAGUUCAAGGAAACCCAGAACAUGAAAGGGAGAAAAAUAAUGUCAACCCAUGAUUUGCCACAAUACUCGGUCUCAUGGAAUUUUCUCACGGAAAAAUCUGCCCCCGCCGCCCAUUUCGCAGUUUACCCAUGCAUGUCCACCUGUCUGAGAACAGUGUAACGACAGAAGGAGAGUACCCUUUGUAACGAGAGCGAGAGAGAGAGUAUUUUCAUACCACCACAAUUACUUCCGAUAAGACAGCUUAAGAAAUUACUGUGAGUUGGUGAUUUGUUCGAGUGGUGAGAAAAUUGUCCUCCCGAGCUCAUCGAUCAUUCCGUAGUAGUCGUAGUAGUUAUGAACGAAUACAUCACUGUUCAGUGUCACUGUCACUUUAUUGCGAAAUUGUGUGGUUGUGAGCUUGACCACAGAAAAGUAUAAAACAACGAUGAUAGCUGCAUCAUGAACUUUCAAGAUGCAACAAACGGAAAAAAAUCGUAGAAGGCGAGAAGUGGAUGUCAAAUAAUAAAUGUAUUUCGGAAAAGGCUCCCGAGUGCAUGUGAUUGUUUUUCACUGUUUUCAAUCAGCGCUUGGUUGGAUGAGUGCAUGGAUAUGGAAUGUGCUACCGAAAGCUUUUUCGUUGGUGCGGGCAAAGGAAGAACCAAAUUUUGGCGCAAGUGAGGAGUGAUGUUUGUAGUACUACAAUGAUGGCCGAUAGUGAAAAAUAAUAAAAAAUUCGGGAAAGGAUGAAGUGUGGUGAGCAGGCAUAAUAAACUUCUACAUUAUUGGAUUUGGAACGACUACUAGUGGAUUGUGUGUAUAGAUGAGAAAACAAGGAAGAAAGCAAGAAGCUGUGCACCGUACUGCUGUGCGAGGGAAGUUAUAAAUAGUGAAUACGAAAUUGGAGUCUAUAAAUAAUCUGAAGUACCGAGGAAGAAUAUAUAUAUUGAAAAAUUGAAGAACUACGGAGAAAGUCCGACAUGAGUUAGAGCACUGGGAUGCGUGAUGGAUUUUCCACAGGUUGAGGAUAAUAGUUUACAUUUCGGAAUACGUUAGCGGAAAAGGUGUGCGGAAAUGCGCUUAGGGGGCGCCCCCGGUGGCGGAGACCCCCUAGCGAUGGGUGGCGGGAACGAUUAUGCCGAGCUGUGCGACCUGGGCCCGUCCCGGUGGAGCUCCAGGAGCGGCUACCAACAGGUCUCACCGCCGGUCAAUUCGAUCUACCACCACACUGGCGGCAGUAUUGUUGGUGUCGGCGGCGGCGGCGUCGGUGGAUCCUUGACCGGCGGUGGUCCCAGCAGCGGUGUCGGUGUCGGCCACGGAAGUCUUGGCGGGGGCAGCUCCGGUAUUGGAGGCCACGGAACCACCGGUGGCCACGGGACCACGAUGCGCUCCAACAGUUUCGAGGCCGAGGACGUGAUUGGCCCGUACGGCAGCUCCCGGAUCGGCAACAGCACAAGCUCCCUGCGCGGACGUUCAGGUUUAUAUUAUUCACCACCCGGUACUUCAUAUACAAUAGUAGAAAGAGAAAGACCACACUCUCCUCAUUAUUAUUAUAACACAGCUGGUGUCCCUUCCAAAGGAGGUUCAUUGCCAAGUAGAAGUAGUUAUUUAGACUCAGCUAGUUUAGGUGUUUCAACUGGUGCAGGUACAGUUCCAAAUUCUACCAGACAUAAUGGUAAGAAGCGACCUAUCUCACCAGAGCAGGUCCUAAGAAUGUUUAACACAACAAGUUCGUCUUCUUCAGUUCCUACUAGUUAUCAUAGUAAUGGCACGCGAGAUCGUGGCCGUCGCAGUCCGGCCAGCAGCCCGCCAUCUACCACCCACCAGAUCUAUCGAGAUCGGGAUCGGGAUCGAAGCAUACCGAAUAUUCACACGCUCACAACGCGUACGGUUAAUAUGUCUCGUGAUCAGCAAACCGACGCUAGUCACGGAUUCGGCAUCUGCGUCAAAGGUGGCAAGGACUCAGGUGAGUGUGUUGGUGUGUAUAUAUCGCGGAUAGAGGAAGGAUCGUUAGCCGAACGGGCCGGUUUGAGGCCCGGUGACACGAUACUGGAAGUGAACGGAACACCGUUUACAUCCAUCAAUCACGAGGAAGCGCUCAAGAGAUGUGUGCAGAUCCUGAAAUCGUCGCGUCAAAUCAGCAUGACGGUCCGGGCCCCUCCGUCGGCAGCGGCUUCGAUGAUCAACUCCACCGCCCCGCUGCACGGUUUCGGGCCACCUCCCAGCGUGGUUGGCAGUACCAGUCGACUAGCCGCUGCUGUUGCCGAUCCACUAGGAGGUGCCUCACUUGUCGGCGUCGGUCCGGGAUCCACCGUCGGCUCGGUAGGAGGCCCGAUUGGAGUUUACCCACCGCCACCGAACCGGCAAACCUGCUCCUGGAUGGACCGCCAGGGACGACCUGCCUCGCCACCGUACGAUUACGGUGGCCGCCGGCCGGAACGAAGGGAUCGAGUUCGGCGAGUUGACCUAGUGAUAGAGCCCGGCCAAUCCCUUGGACUGAUGAUACGGGGUGGCGUUGAAUACGGGCUGGGGAUUUUUAUCACCGGUGUCGACAAGGAUAGCGUUGCGGACCGGGCAGGACUGAUGGUCGGCGAUCAGAUCCUCGAAGUGAAUAAUCAAUCAUUCAUGGAUGUGACCCAUGACGAGGCUGUUAGUCAAUUUAAGUUCCACAAACGGAUGUCGCUGCUGGUGCGGGACGUCGGAAAAGUGCCACACUCAUGUACCACCGUUGAACCAGAACCGUGGGAUGCCUACAGUCCGACAGGAGUGAGAACUCGCCGGAAAUGUCCGGUGUCAGCAAUGGUGGAAGAAAAAGCCAGAUCCCUAUUACCUCGCCAUCAUUUUGCUAACCUAUCGUAUUAUAUAGCGGAAUAUGGUGCUAGAGGAAUGACCAUAGAGGCCUUUGUAUCUGUUUUAUUAGAAAUGUUAGAUACACCCGAGAAGCAUACUUUAGUAACAGAAAUAAGAGAAUUAAUUUUCCCUGAAGAUAGAACGCGGUAUGACGAACUUGUAUAUAGGAGAGGGAGAGACAUUUACGGUGAUCCACUAGAUAGGCAUAGGAGAAAAGAUCAUUUACCUCAUUCGCAUGACCUACCGGUUUCCGAUACGGAUCUGGAGGUAAUCGAAGCAACGGGAAGAUCUCUUGUGGAUGACUCUGGUGCGGCAAAAUCAACGGUGACGACAGUGAAAGGAACCUUCCCGGAUAUUCGCAAUCGCCCGCCAGCACCACUACCAUACCGCCCUCUCUCGGCUGGACCAAUCCUUCAUCACCAUCCACCAUCCUCAUCAUCAUCGCGUCAUAUGACGGAACUAGGGCCAGGGGGAACGCCAAACCGGGGUAGUUUCGGUUACGGAAUCACCGCCACUUCACCCCCCGCUGGUGGUGUCCUAGGGUUGAACCCUCUGUAUCACCCGAACCGCCAGAAAAUUUCUUCGUCGUCUAGCGAUGUUGUCAAACAGUUGAAGAAUAAGGAUUACAAUGAUCCAUCGCGACCAAGGAGAGGCAGUGAAACUCAGCUGUCAAGGGCGGAUUACGACUCGUCGAUGCAGCGGCUUCCGAUGGACCAGAAUGGCUCAUCGAUGGAGCAAAGCCAAGACCAGCCACCACAUAUAGUACCUGACCAUAGAGGAAACCUACACAUCACGGUGAAAAAAUCGAAACCCAUUCUUGGCAUCGCGAUAGAGGGCGGAGCCAACACCAAGCAUCCACUGCCACGGAUCAUCAACAUACAUGAGCACGGGGCAGCGUACGAUGCUGGUGGUCUAGAAGUAGGACAGCUGAUACUGGAGGUCGACGGUAACAAAGUCGAAGGAAUGCAUCAUCAGGACGUCGCCCGACUGAUAGCGGAGUGCUUCGCCGCACGCGACAAAAAUGACAUUACGUUUCUAGUAGUAGAAGCUAAAAAAUCAAACCUAGAACCGAAACCAACAGCAUUAAUAUUUUUAGAAGCAUAGCAUUUGCUAUCCCUGCCGGCUAGCGAUCCGGAUAAUUCUGAAGUGCCAGAAAAAGGGAUCGACCUUACCGCUGAUAAAUUACAGUAAGUUUUAUUUUCUCCUUCAUUUAAUUAUUAGUGUCACUUCGAUCUGUUCGUUUCGUUCACUAAGCCGUUUGAUUUGUCCUAAACAAAUAUUAAUGUGCUUAUUUAUAGUUUUCAAUGUUCCUACUGUGGAAAAGAUUGUGGGACUUUUGAAUGGUCCCAAACAUAGAAUUAGUCGAAUGUCCUGCAAACCUUUCCGCUGCUUAACUCUAAGUUUAUUUCAAAGUCGAAAAUAGCAUUAUGACACACAACUAAAUAUGACAAAUUGUAAAGACUUAGCUGCAAGUAAUAUAAAAGGUGUUGUAAUUUAGAGAGUGAUAUUCGUAAAAGUUUAUUCGGACAAACGUUACAAAUACUAAGCAAAAGAUGUACAAUUACACUGCCGUAAUUAUAGAUGUUGACACUCUUGUUGAGGGAAUGAGAAAAAAAGCUACUUCUCUGUCUCUCUGUUAUGAAUGUGCCCAGAUAAUUUCAAACAGCGCCGAUUUUUUUUUCAAUCUUUGCAUAAUCUACGAAUAAUCUACAAUUUGUUUCUUUCAAUGUGAAAAAAACACAAUAUUCGUAAAGUACUCGCGAAAACAAAACACUAAUGCUGUUUUUAACUGCUUCCGUUAUGAGUUUAUUAGUUUCGUUCACCCAAAUGUAUUAUUUACUAUUUUCAGUUAACAAAACAAAAAAAACAAUCAGCAGAAGAGAAGAAAAUGAAUUCUUUAUUCGCGGUAAUUCAGAGAUAUUCUAGCCGUCAGGGAUGUUAAACCAGGUUAUUAAUAACGAACAAAUAACACUACCAAACCAAGUAAAAAACUAAAUAACAACUUAUACAAUCCGAAGAAAAGCUUACAGAGCAAAUCAUCAUUCCACACCAAACUAGAUUUUCAUAGAAAACAAAACAUCUCAACGAAUUUAAGUGAUCUAACAAACUAACAUCGCGCGGGUAGGUAAAUACUGAUAACCUGUUCUGAGGUAACGGUUGUGUAACGGUCGCUUGACAGUUCGAAGCUGCGCGUUCCAGAAUGCCAAACAAAGAAUCUCAAUUGCUCACUGCAUUGUUGCAUACGAGAUAACGCUAAACAAAUAAUAAAGGAAGAGAAAAAAAGAAAAAGAAGAGCUACAGACGAAGCCAAGCGAACCGCGAUUACUGAGAGUAAUAAGUAGAAAUACACAAAACAACUGCAAUAACUUGUGAGUUUCAAUCCAAGGAGAACAAGAAAUAGAACAAAAAGCCAUUUGUUAUUUGUUGACUCGUGGUUAAGUGCUGUUACUAUACAUACUAUUGUUAUUAGCUAAGCUCGAGGUUUUCACCGACGAUUUGCAAAAUCGCAUGCUGGAAAAUACCGUCCCUGGUGAAAUCGUAGCCGGACAGUCCAUGUUCCAGAUGUGUAGGCUUGUGCUGUAAACUGCGAAAAAUAUUUCGAUUGGUAAACUACGCUUUCAUUACUCGUGUGGUACUAGCGAAAACACGAGAAUUUACACUCCACACACUGAACACAGGACUGGUGCACGGCAAACAAGUCUGAUCGUCUGUUCCCUACGAUUGAAGCGAAAUCCUUCUGGUUCCUUUUGUCUUUCUCGGCUACGUUAUGCCAUUUUAGUUUCCAGUUCAAGAAAAAUAUUCUUAAUUCGGUACUAUUUGUGCGAGGUACCAAAUACAUGACAAACUUAAUCAACUUAAUUCAAUGACAUAGUUCUUUUUAAUUAAACAAUUUUCAAUUGGAUUAUAACAAAAGUAACAGUAACAGUAACAGCCUAAAGUUAUUGUUCCAUUACUUCCUUAAGCUUUUCAUUGUUUGAAUGUUUACCUAUUUGAUUGGUUUUCAGCCUAUCUACAACAUUCUUCACAUUCAAAUUUUAUCGAAUCUUUUCAUCGAUCGAAAAGCUGAUAUUUUUUUGAUUCAAAUAUUUAUUUAUUCUUUGUUAUAAUUGCUCUUUUGGCACAAGAAACCAACAUGAGAAAGGUAAUGAUACAAGCGUGUCGUAUGUUAGAGCCCCGACCAGGAAGGAUUCUUAGUGUCUGUAGGAUUGUACAUUAGCCAUGCAAUUGUUCUAUACGCUAGGAAUAGAAUGCGAAGUCUGUUGAAACAGAAGGUCAAAUUUCACCAACGAAAUGUAAAAUUGUUAUACUGGUAGUAUUGAAGGCUUCUUAACUUUCAAGGACAUAUGGAAACUAAGAAUUAGCCUAGCUUUCAGUGGGAAUAAUACAAAAGUGUAGAAUAUUUAAUCGUCAGUAUUAGACUAACACAAUAGUAUUCUCAACAUUGACCAUCUAGCGAUUGUAAGCUAACUGGCGCACCUUCUUGAGGAUGUUCUUCAUUAGAUUUCGCGACAGAUUUAUUGGAAAUAAGUUUUGACACUUUCUUCCAGUAUUUUCUAACUAUUGGAUGAUUUCGUCAAUGCCCAACAUUCUUCAACGGGUCGAAUUUUCAGACAAUAACCCAAUAAUGUUUUUAUAACGAAACUAACCCUUUCAAUAGUAUUCUUCCGUUUAUUUCGCGUAACAUCAAGACAUUAAAAAGACAGUAGGUUUCUUAUGGCUUCGAAUCAUUGGUGGAAGUAUUUUUUGAAAAUCUUAAUUGCUAUAUAUUUCGCUGUUCAUCGAAGCAGUUGUGAAAAAUGCUUCUUGCUUCGGCCUGCGCUUCUGCUUCUAAUGAGUUCAAACGUUCUAACCUAUUUUUACCAUGAAAAUUAUUUGACUUCGAAGCGUUAGUUAUUUGGCCACUUUCCGCACCGAAACCUUUUUCUCCUGUUCGGACUCUUUUAGUAUAUGUUUAUCCAAACGAAAAUUUGUAUAACCUUUUGCUCAACUCGUUUUCGGCUUAUCCUGAAAGGUUGAAUUGAUUUACAGAUUUGUACCAUUUUCCUCGGAAUAUUUUUCCAUGUGAGCGUACAAAAGUAUUUAACGUUUUUUUUUUCAUUUGACUCAGCGCACUUCUUGGCCGAAGCAUCCACACAAAUUCCCAAUUCAUAGGAUGUUAUCAAAACAUUUGAAAGUGGUACUAUACGUUUGAUUAGCUUAUGUCCAAUGAGAAAAAAGAGUUACAGUUAGCUGUAAGUGAAUUAUUGUUUUGAAAAAGUAUAGUAAAAGUUUAACGAUUCCGAUACACGUACUUAUUCGAUUUCAUACUGAAAUUAAUGUAAAAUCUCUUUUUUGCGAAACUGAUCAAGGUUGUUAAAUCGAGCAUUACUGAAAAUGUGUGCGUGCUUAUGCACAUUUAUUGUAAAUUUAGAUUGCUGGUUCUGGAGUUUAAUUUUGGAGGAAUUAUGAUAAAGACACUUGCGCGCACCAGUCCCGAUAUGAAAAGAAUCUUUUUGUCUUACACACGAUACACGCACAUGCACACAUACAUACACAUAAACGUACAGUUAUCAGUCAAACUUAAACCAACCCAAAAUGAUAUGAGUCUAAAUACAUUAAUGCUGCGUUCUUUUUGCUAAGUAAAAAGACAUAUUUGAUCAAUGAAUUGGAUUGGAAGUUCUAGGAAAUGAUUAUAUUCAAAGAUUUAAAGAAUAACAAUAAUGCUGUCUGUGUAGUUGAACGCUAGGCGCAAAAAGUCUGUGUAUAAGCUGAAACGUGCUUAAGUUCCGCUGUUAGCCGUUUUCAUUGUUAAAAAUUUUGGAAAUUAGUACUUCAGAAAUGCUGACAAGUAAAGCGUAGUAAGAAGGUAGGAUGACAGUCGAAAUAUUGUUUAGUAAGUAAUUCUUACUCAAAGCAAAGAAUAAUCAGUAAAUAACAUUGAUCGCGUUUAAUAUAUUGUAUGUUAUAUGUAUCAAAUAGAUAUAUCUGCUUGUGGGUUUUGAAUAACACGUCGAGAUUCUAUACCUUCAGUCCAGUCAAAAUCAAGAAAUUUUUGAUAAAUUAUCAUUUUUUUGCAGGAUUACUGCUUUGUCCAAGUUGACGAAUAGAGGAGAGUCACUAGAUUCACAAGGCAAAACAUGUAAAAACGUAUAAUUUCACUAACUUCACAGUUAAUUCGAAACAAGCACAGGAUACAAUUUUACAUGGUCAUAGAUACUAUAUCAUGUAAAUACACAAGAAAAUACGGCAUGCUUCGAUUUACGUCAUGCAUAACUUCAAUUUUCUCCAAUGUCGUUCUCAUUUGACUGGCCCGGGAUAGUUUCUUCAAACGUACAGUUUUCUCAUAAUAAUCAGGUUCAAAGCUAACUGACUAACUAAAAACUAACUAAUUUCAGUUCAUUUGGGUUUGAAACUACACAGAAAGAAAUAACGAAAUUUACACGACAUGUAUAUCAAUAGUAACAAGGAAUAGAUAUGGGUUGAAUCGAAAAUUUGAUUGAAAACCAUAAUCGAUGCAAACCUAAUUUAAUUGCAUUGAAUUUCCAAUGAAUAAAACUGUAUCUUUCAAUUAAUGCUUAGUUUUGCGAUUAAAUUAUAUUGAAACGGACAGAAAUGUAAAGUAACUUUAUGUUUUCUUACCUGCUCAUAAUACGUGCAUGAAAAUAGAUGUAAAUAAACUGAAUAUUUUUAUCUGUGUAGGUGGACUCAAACAAACGAUUUGACAGUAAUCUAGAGUUGAAUAUAGAUUACACAGAAAAAUACUUUGUUGGCUCAAAUCGUUUAUUAAAUUAAACAUAAAAUAAUUCGACAGGGCUCUUAUUUUCAAUCUAUGUCGAAAGUAAGCGUCGAUUUAAAAUUACUGUCUCAAACAUGUAAAAACCAAUGCAUUAUAAUGUAGUAUUACAUCGGUGAUGAUUUCCAAUCAGUUUUUCUGUUCAAGUCGUUUUUGUGUAAAUUUCAUUGUUUAUUUUGCAGUGGCAUCAUGUAAAAACGACAUACGAGUGAAGAAAACUUCAUUGAGCGAUGAACUUCUUCAAAUUGACUAUCCUACCAACUUUCGGAUGUUGUCCGCAUAAAUUUUAUUGAUUGUUUUAUACUAGCAAACGAUGCGGAAAGAUGGCCCAAAGAUGUAAAUCAUAUUUAGUUUUUUAUCAGUAUUAUUAUUAUUAUUAUUAUUAUUAUUAUUUUCUUUUGUACUCUAGAAAAUUACUAUAGAACAUAAAAAAUUACAUAUACCAACGACAUAAUUGGUUUUUGGUUAUUUUUCGAGAUAAGAUUGAACAAUUACUACCAAAAUUUCAUAGUAAUCAAUUGUCGUGAUGGACUUUUAGUUCCUUUAAAUAUCAGUGAAAAAAAUUGGUAAAUUCUGAGAAAAGCAAGAGGUGCAUAAUGCCUCGGGGUGCGUUUUACGCCAUCUUCCCUAACAUUUAACUUUGCACAAUUGUUUUUUGAACCGCAUAUCGAAAAUUUUUAACGCUUGUAAUAAGAUACAUUAUGUAUUUUUCAAAGAAAGUUGUAAGAAUUGAUAGUUAUGAUUGAUAAUUAUGCAAAAAUUUCACAUGCAUACAGCUGCAUGUGCAGCUAAUCCAUAACCGAAGCAGAAAAAAAGUCGGUGCCGGAAAGCUCAGCUCGGUCGGAUUGGCCUAAUGUGGAGCAACUUUUAAAGACUAUUUUAUUACACUUCUUGAAAUAUGUAUUUGUGGAGAAAAACGCCAGAUUUGCGUAUAAGUUCCAGUAUUCUCUUCACGUUUCAUUGUCAUCCUACCUUAUUGUUAGUUCGGAGUAGUAUAACUCUAGUGUAUAGUCUGGACAGGAGAAAAUCCACCAGUCUGCUAUCAAUAGACAGUCAGAAUGGCAUUCCUUGUUUGUAAUUCCAAAACAAACCUCCCAGUAUACUCGGUUGCGUAAAAUUGUCCCUAUACGAAUAAAUUACCCUGUCCAGACUAUAAACAUCAGUUAGGAAAAAUGCUUGAUUAAAUGUUAAUUACACGUAAUGUUUUCAACAAAAAAACAAGAUUUUAUCUCAUCAGAAUGAUGCACGUUCGAUUGCAACCUAACAAAUACCACAACUGAAACCCACCUGGACAUAGAUCUUUCAGCUAUACAAAACAAAAAUAAACGGAAAAAACAGAUACAGCUCAGAAACACCAUCGAGAAUAUAAAAACAACAGGAGCUAGGAGAUCGAUAUGAAAACGAGUGUGAUGCAAAUUUACCUUUCUAACCUAUAAGCUACUGUAAAAGUAUAUUAACAACCUAUGAAUGGCUUCGCUUCCCAGUACUUGCGAGUAGCUAUGAAAAUAUGCUGAAAAGUAGGCGUCUAAUAAAUAAAUUCGAUCUGGCUCAAAACAUUGAAGCUGAAACAGAGAAUAAUCGAACUUGUGCUGGAAAGUAAAAAUAUUCGAAUGUGCAUAGGAGCUUCGAAAAUCAAUUUCAGCUGACGAGUACAGUAUGGAAAAAGAAUCUGUCAAUAGAAACGAGUAAAUCGCAAUGGAAUCUUAUGAUAAUUACGUGAAGCUUCAUUUGCCUACAUUUAUAGGAGAGCCAUUAACCGAAUCAACAUAGUCUGAUUUAGUGAACGCGAGAAUUGAGAAGACGAAUGAGUUAAACAUACUAAACCAAGCUGUACUAAGCAGAGGAUGUAAAUAAACAUUUGUAUAAAGAUAAAAAAAAAGUUAAACAAAACUAGCUAAACAAACGAAUCAAAGCAGUCACAACCAAUCCCAGCUGACGAUGACACUCAUUGUGUAAAUUGAACAUAAAAAAACUCAUAUAUACUCAAACAUAACUAUAUUUGUAGCGUUGAUAUAGAAACAGAAGGGGGAAAAACAAAAGCUACCUACACUCUUUCAGCAAGUCAUACAAAAUACAACCUAUGUGACGAGAGCAAAACAACAUGGUUUUUAUGAAUAUACAAACCAUGUUGAUCAAAGCAAACGUAAAACUAAAUGGCAUGCAUAUAUUGCAAUAUCACCGAUUUAGUAUAUAUACAACAAACAUAUUUAGAUUUUUUUUUACAAAUAAAAUAACUGCAAAGCAACGCAAAAACGAAACAAAUAGUACUCACUGUAAAUUAUCCAUGACAAAAACUCAUGUUGGUUGUAGUUAUUAUAUUAAUAAUCAAGUGGAAACAAAAUCCUGAAAACUAAUUGAUUUCGCAGAAGAGUACAUUCAAAAAUGUUGUGGUCCAACCUACUCCGAUUCGGAUGAAACUUUGCGCACGUUUUCAGUAUGCCUCAUCAUUUAUUCGUCUUAAAACUGAUUUUUGAAAAGGGUUGGUGUAUUUUUACAUCCACUUUCCUUAAAUCGUUGUAACUUGGAAAGAGUAAAUUGCACGAAAAUUAUGUCCGAACAGGAGGAAGUCGAUAGAACAUUCUGAAAAGAAUUAGAUGCUUUUUGGCGAAUUAGAAAAUUAACCGAAAAAAAUAAAACUAAGGACAAUGUCACUUCAUUUUCUAAAAUUUGGAAUCAAAGAGGAAAACCAGCCCUAAUUACUGGCUUUUUUCGCACUCAGAUGAUGAUGUUGGCAAAUGCAUGUCAUUUCUGCUGUUCAACAAAUCUAUGAUUGGAAUUCAAUCAUUUCUUGCUUUAGACGAAAACGGACCUGCUCACGCAAAAGCUAGUGAUCGCAAAACAACUAAAAUGUUAGUUGUUUUUCUGAAUUUGAUUGGUUUGAAUUUGUUACAACUAAUCGAUUGUUGUUUUAACUAAACUGUCAUUUUUUAUUUAUCUUGCUGGCAGUAUAGCAACUACACGCACCACAAGCAAGUAAUGAAACGUUACAGUUGAGCAAUGACACCCUAAGCGAAAAAUGAAACGUUUCACUGAGGUGUCACUCGUGCAACUGAGCAAUGACAAAAUCUCAGCAAAGUUACCUGUAUGCAUGAAAGCCAAAAAUAUCUCAGUUUUUUUUAAAUAAAUAUUUACUGAAAUAUGAGUUACGCUUAAAUUAAUAAUUAUUAAGCCACAAGUGGUGACUUUUCAGCCCUAUUAUAUACAUGAUUUGGUUAUUACCAUUAAGACAUUAUUUGCUUCCGCUAUUCUGUCAUUUUUGUGUAGGGAACAUUGUAAACCUACUUGUGUGUUGUGUAAUGAGAAAGAGAAAAUGUCUCAGUUGUUUCAACCAAAUAUUCAGUUAUUUGAACUCAAGACGUCUAUUGCAACAUCUAUCACCGCUUGAACAACAAAAUUUUGCCUAAAUAACUGCUUAUAGCUUUAUCACUAAACUCGCAGAUUAUAUAGAAAUGCAACAAUAGAUUAUAAUUCCCAAGAGGAAAUCCACCAGCAAAAUGCUCACAGGGCAUUGAGAAAUUUUUCCACCACUUGCGGAAUGGUUCGCUGGAAGAGCUUAUUCAGCAUAAUUCGACUGGUUCUCCUCAUCAGGGGAAAGUGCGCUUAAAUUGGUUUAAUUGCGAUUGUGACUUACUGGCAGAUCUACUGUGAGCGCCGUUCGCUUCACGUUCACGAGAAAUGCACUCGAACUCAUUUAAUAUGGAGAAAAUUGAACCAUUAUUAUUCUUUUAACAUUCAGAAAUCGAUCCCAAAGAAAUAUUUCACGUUUUUUUUUCAUUAAAACCCUAUUGUCAGUAUUCAUGUGAUUCGCACCAUGAGCAGAUUUGCGCUUUGGAAUUUUGUCUCUUGUUAGUGCCAUCUUAAUGACUGUAAGCGUGUAAUGACGCAGACAAUUUUAGUGCUUUACGUUCGCCAGAUUCCAGCGAGAGAACCAAUAGGAAGACUUUUUUGGUGCACCAUUCGAAGAAAACUAAUCCAGCCUCUGGCGGUUUCUCUUUCGCAAAUAUCCUCGACCUGUUUCUCGUUGGCCGUGAUGAAAAAUAGAAACUAGUUCAAAACAGCAGAAGCAUCACAUUCGUGGCCCGAGUACACGAACUUUUAGCCAUGAAGGAAUUUGAACAAUUCGUUUCUUCUAAGAAUCCCGGUAAAACUAAAGGGUGAUUUUUUGGUAUCUUUUUGGCAACAUUGUUUUUGACAGAUCAUGCGUGAAUCGUGUCUUGUGUCAUUGUUCAGAUUGAUCUAUAAUUUAAUAAUGAAUAAUAGUCUAUAUUUAAAUCAUUAAUGUCUAUAUUUUAAUCACGAAGUUGAAGGAAGAUCAAGUGUGUCAAAAUUUGACUUUGCGCAUGAGACAUCUAAAGCGAGGCCCGGCCAACAUUUGCAUGAUAUUAUCUUCAAAUUUCUCAUUUUUUAGAAAUUUUUUUAAAUUAAAUCUUAUACCUCGUAAAAAUCACCCUUCAAUUGGUAUUUUCUCCAAAUGAAUUAUUGGAGUCAGUCAAUUUUAAUUUAAGCUGCGACCGAACAAGUUCAUCACUCUUUUUUGCCCCGCCUUAUUUGAUUGUGUAUUAGGAUAUGUGUGACAUGAAUAGGCGUACUAGAGUAUAGUUGUUCCGUUACUAUUCUGGUACCAAAAAGUGAAAAUUUUCACAAUUCACUAAUGAGAACGAUUUUCGAAAUUCUGAAGUGUGACGGUAGUGUGUUAAUUUUAUUCGUUUUCACAUCUACCAGUUAUUCAGUUAGCCUCUUGUAUGAUUUACUAAUUCUGGAAUACGCGUUCAACUUUUUAUUCGCCUUUCUCAUCUUCUUCGAAAUCGUUAUUAUGCAAACUAACAGUUUACGAGUUACAAAUACUUGAAACUUUUGUGCAAAAAUACAUUUGCCGUUUUAGAUACAAAAAAAAAAACAUUUUCCAUCUAGAGUCGAAAUGGAAAACAAAUGGUUUGUCACAUUGCAGACGUGUUCGAAGUUUCCUCCAAAUUAGAGCAAAUCGAUCCUUUUCUGUUUGGAAUUUCCCGGAAAUAAAAUUUUGUAAUUACGUGGGUCUCAUUCAAGCUUACCAGAGCAGAACCAUCCUCAACUUUGUGAGCAUGUUAUUUUUUAUGUCCGAAAACAUGAGCUUCUCAUAUACCCGUCCCCAAACUAAUUUUGAUAAUUUACGAAACAAAUUUUUAUUUUCUAUUGUUAUCAUAUCCGCACAUCAUAGAAAAGUGUAGCUCAAUUAAAUAUUUACCUUCACCUUUAUUUGACAUUUGAAGGGCCAAAUUGACUCCACUUGCAUAUUAAUAUAACAACUAUACCACUGACAUGUUACAUUGAAAAAUCAUUUGUCAAGAGCAAAACUGCAAAAACUGAACAAUUGGUUAACAAAAUUCGAAUCACGGAAACUUUCUUUUUUUUUCGUCCUCUAUUUUAUACCGUCUGCCAUAGGUCCUAAUCGAAACAAAUCGAUACGCUGGAAGAGAUUUUUAAAGCAUACUCCAGAUAAAUUCUAAUCGAAACAUACUCCAAUCGAUAUUGUUAUUGAAGAAAAAAACAGUAAGAUGUUACGUUACGAGUUCUCUGUGUAAUGCAUAUUUCCCGAUGUUCGGUUUUCUCCUAUUCGGCUUUGUACGCGAUCUGAGCAAAGUAUUGUUGUUAUUGAUUGAAUUCGGUAGCCUGCGGAAAAUAAAGUAAACAUUUUUAAUGAAAGCCAUUUUGCUUCAAACUUAAGCAGCCAAUCAUUCACAAUUGCCAUGCAUACGGAAUAUUCGAAAGUUUCCAACCUAAAACUGAAUGAACAAAAAAAGAAUUACGAGUAAUCGAUGCGAGAAAGAGUGAUGUGAAUGAAAGCGUUAUAAAGAGAGAAAUGUAAGGAAUAUCGUCACAUACUACACACUAUUAUUACAUGUGAAGUCGAUAAAGCUGACAUACAGAGAAGAAAUCGUUAAGUUUUUCAAUUAUUGAAUCAUUGUAAUUAUUAUACAUAUAUAUAUUGUAAACAAAUUGCCACUGAUAAAGUUUUUACUGAAGCUAGAGAAAAGAGUACGCGAAGAGCUAAAAAAUAAACAAUAUUGAAACUAUUAUCAGUUAACAAAGAAAAGAGCAGAAAUCAGCUAACAAAAGAGAAAAGCGAUAUAAGAAAAAAAAGUAUUACCAAAGCGAAACUGAAA